UGGGGGUGAGGGGAGAGGCGAGAGGUUCAGUGUGUGGAGCUGCUCGCGCAGCGCCCGGGCUGUCAGUCCCGGCUGGGGCCGCCCCGAAACCUUCCAGGAGAAGCGCACCCCCGCGCCCCGCACACCCUCGCUCGACCACACACACGCACAAGCUCAGCCUGGCCGCGCGGGAGCCACUGAGCAGCCAGAGAGCUCCGGGACCGGCUGCGGGCAGAGGACCGAGCCGCGUUCCCAUUGGGGCUUUCGCCGGGGAGACCGCAGCGAGCCUCCUGGGUGGGCUCGGACCCCUCAGGAACGCGGCGAGGGUCCGGCCAUCCGGCUGGCUGAGCCGAUCCAUGCGACCCGCGCUGGCCUCGGCAGGGAGUGCAGUAAAGAGGAGCGGCUGCAGAGAGCAGGACUGGAACUCCCCUGGUUCCAGCGCCGCCGCGACACACGGGUGGAAAUCCUAAUGGAGGGAUCGCUGACUUCCUUUGCUUGGGAAAAUCAUCAGGAACAACUCCGAUUUGGCUCCUCUGAGCAUCGGAGGGGGGUCCAUGACGUGGCACGGGGAAAAUAGACAACUGAAACCUCCUGUGUGAACUGCAAACUAUAGCCUAGGGAGGGGGAAGAACUGCUUUCUGCAUUUUAAUUUCACGCAAAAAGGUUCAAGUGUCUGUGCGGUAAACUUAUUUCCAUGUCUUGUACCCACUUCAGCAGAACCCAGAGAGUCCUAUCUUGGGGACAGCAUCAUCCCGAAGAGCCCCAGCCAGCGGCCUGUCUUCCUGUUCCCACAUUCCCCGGACUGCAUCCCUGUUUGGGGUACUCCAUCUAUCCUAUAGAGCUAUGGUCAGGUAUCUAUGAAUACUGGGCGAAUUUCUGAAACCCAAGUCUUACAACCUACCUGCGUGGCUGGAAUUUAACCUAAUACAUCUGAAGAAAUGACAUUUUGAGUCGUUUUUAUGAUGCCUUCUUUAAAAUUUAUGUAAAACAGGAUCUGAUAGGCUUAUCAACACGACAGGUAAGAACUUUCUGGCUCUCUAGUUCUGUCGCAGAGAAGGCCCAGGUUAAGCAGGAGAGAGAGAGAGAGAGAGAGAGAGAGAGAGAGAGAGAGAGAGAGAGAGACAGUCCAGGGACCCGUGUGCCCACUGAGGCUCUUCGGCAGACGGCUGCUUUUGCUAGAGGCCAGCCCUUGCUCCUGGACCAUCAGCUGGGGAAGCUUCUGGGGCGCGCGCCAGGAGACUGCUUUGCGCUCCACCUGCCCUGCCCUGGACACAGCCCUGGGUGUGAGGCAUCGAGAGACCACCUCAAAUCAAUAUUGGGAUUUUUAAUAAACUAAGGAAUGGGAUUUUAAUUAUUCAGAAACCCAGCUCCGCUGGGCCAGACGCUUUUGGGAUGGUGCUGGUCACACAGUGUUAAAGGGACCGACCGCCAAGAGCACUAGAAAAGCGUCCGAGACAUCCUUUGCAAUUAGGAACGAGCCAGACUGGUAGCACGGGGCAUUGAUUGCUGGUGCCCAUCCGGACCCUCCUCCUCUCUCCCUGAUCCUCCCCCCACCCCACCGGAGGCAGACUCCCGCGGCUCGGCCGGGACCUCGCGUCCUUGCAUCGUGGUCUGGGCUGCAUAUUUCAUGAGCCCAGGGUGAACAGGUGCGAAGUGCGCUGGGAGCAUCCGGCCCACGGCAGCGCGAGGGAACAUGGAGAGCGAGCGCGACAUGUACCGCCAGUUCCAGGACUGGUGCCUUAGGACUUACGGGGACUCAGGCAAGACCAAGACGGUGACCCGUAAGAAAUAUGAGCGGAUUGUUCAGCUUCUCAACGGCUCAGAGUCAAGCUCCACCGACAAUGCCAAAUUUAAAUUCUGGGUCAAAUCGAAGGGUUUCCAGCUGGGCCAGCCGGAUGAGGUCCGCGGGGGAGGCGGCGGCGCCAAGCAAGUGCUCUUCGUGCGGGUCAAGACCACGGAUGGCGUAGGAGUUGAUGAGAAGCUGUCUUUACGGCGAGUGGCUGUGGUUGAAGAUUUCUUUGACAUCAUCUAUUCCAUGCAUGUGGAGACAGGGCCGAAUGGCGAGCAAAUCCGGAAACAUGCUGGGCAGAAGAGAACUUACAAAGCAAUUUCAGAGAGCUAUGCCUUCCUACCAAGAGAAGCGGUGACACGGUUUCUAAUGAGCUGUUCCGAGUGCCAGAAAAGAAUGCACUUGAACCCAGAUGGAACCGAUCACAAAGAUAAUGGAAAGCCUCCUACACUGGUGACCAGCAUGAUCGACUACAACAUGCCAAUCACAAUGGCGUACAUGAAGCACAUGAAACUGCAGCUGUUGAACUCACAGCAAGAUGAGGAUGAAAGCUCAAUAGAAAGUGAUGAAUUUGACAUGAGUGAUUCAACACGAAUGUCAGCCGUGAACUCUGACCUUAGCUCCAAUCUGGAAGAAAGAAUGCAAAGUCCCCAGGCUCUCCAUGGGCAACAAGAUGAUGACUCUGCUGCAGAGAGCUCUAAUGGCAAUGAGACUCUGGGGCACAGCUCAGUUGCUUCAGGGGGAGCACAUGGCAGGGAGCCUGGGGACUCCAGCAGUGAUGGCAAAACUGGGCUGGAGCAGGAAGAGCAGCCACUGAACCUGAGUGACAGUCCCCGCUCUGCACAGCUGACUUCAGAAUUCAGGAUAGACGACCAAGGCAGUGAUGGGAAAAGCAAGUAUAAGAAUCUUCUAAUCUCUGACCUCAAGAUGGAACGAGAAGUGAGAGAAAAUGGAAGCAAGUCUCCAGCACACAGCUACUCCAGCUAUGACUCUGGCAAAAAUGAGAGUGUUGAUCGAGGUGCAGAGGAUCUGUCACUCAACAGGGGAGAUGAAGAUGAAGAUGAACAUGAUGAGCAUGAGGAUUCGGAGAAGGUGAACGAGACAGAUGGUGUGGAAGCUGAGAGGCUGAAAGCUUUCAAUAUGUUUGUCAGGCUGUUUGUAGAUGAAAACUUGGACCGAAUGGUCCCAAUCUCUAAGCAGCCCAAAGAAAAGAUCCAGGCUAUCAUUGACUCAUGCAGGCGACAAUUCCCUGAGUAUCAAGAGCGUGCCAGAAAACGUAUCCGUACUUACCUCAAGUCCUGCAGGCGGAUGAAAAGAAGUGGUUUUGAGAUGUCUCGACCUAUUCCUUCCCACCUUACUUCAGCAGUUGCAGAGAGUAUCUUGGCUUCAGCCUGUGAAAGCGAGAGUAGAAAUGCUGCCAAGAGGAUGCGUCUGGAUAAAGUACAGGAUGAAGCUGCUCCUGCUGACAAACAGUGCAAGCCGGAGGCAGCCCAGGCCACCUACUCAACCUCUGCUGUUCCAGGCUCCCAGGAGGUAUUGUACAUCAAUGGCAAUGGAACCUACAGUUACCAUAGUUACCGAGGGCUAGGAGGGCUGCUAAGCCUGGAUGACACUUCUAGUAGCGGACCCACAGAUCUGAGCAUGAAGAGGCAGCUGGCGACUGGCUCGGGAUCCUCCAGCAGUUCAACCUCCAGACCUCAGCUCAGUCCGACAGAAAUCAAUGCCGUGAGACAGCUUGUCGCCGGUUAUCGAGAAUCGGCUGCAUUUUUAUUGCGUUCUGCAGAUGAACUGGAAAAUCUCAUUUUACAACAGAACUGAGGCAAACGAUGUCUGUACUCACUGGGUUCUAAAUUUGCAGUUUCCACUAAUGACACUUGAUUUUCCAGCAGAGAUACUCCUGGGCUUGCUGCACAAUCUUUUAAGAAAAGCAUUUCCAUCAUGCUGGGUUGUCCUUGAUCCAUACCCUGGUGUGUUAAGGAACUUCAAAGGAACUCUGACCUUGAAGUACUGGAGAUGCUCAAAUGUGCCCAGCCUGUUGCUUUAUGUUUUAGUGUGUCAGCAUAAAUAUCAUAAGCAAUGUUUUAAAAGCCUGGAUAUUCUUAAUUCAAGGAUAAAAAUGAAGAAGCUUGUGGUAUAUAUAGGAAAAAAGCUCAAGAUCCAACUGAAAUAUUAGUGGAAUUUUCUACUGACUCGUUGGACUGAAAGAUGAAAUAUCUGGGGAAAAAAAAAGCCAAAUUUCUUGUUGCUACAGGAUAUGACAACAAUGAAAAGGAUCUUGUAUUUUAAAAGAAAAAUGUAAUUUUUAUAAAAAGAAAACUUGUUUUUCAUUCAGAAUGGUCAUUUUUACUUUGGUAACUUUUUCAUAGGUCCUAAGAGAAAACUGUUUUUUGAGAAACUAUUGUUAAGUACCCUUCCCGCAUCCCUUUUGCCUUCUCCUCUUUCCAAAUUCUUUCUACAAAUGAAAAUAACAACACUCAAUGCUGGAAAACCCUUUGCCUACUUUCUGUAAGUCAACCCAUCAGGAACUACUUCCAAGAGAUGCCUCCAUUUCCAGUCUCAAAACACCCACGCCACACGGCAGCUUACCACAGAAGUUUUCAUCCCAGAAUUUUCUAAAAGUUAUAAAAAAGACCAUGUUGAAAACAAAACACAACCCAGCCCCUCCGCGCCUGCUUUCCUCAGAGCUGCUCGCCCCUGGUUGCACUACCAAGCAACCCUCCAGAGCAGUGACUGGGUGUAGAUGACUGAAUGUUACUGAGGUUGCAAGUGACAAUCUUAAACUUUGCACUCUUGUAUGUAUUUCUCAUUUCUUUUGGAAAUAGUUUCCAGGACAGGCUGUUAUGUCUCCUGCUAUGAUUUGUAUCAUUUAAACUUCUGUUCUUGUUUUAAAUUGAGAGCUUUCAGCCGAUAGAGCUGAAUCUUAACAACGAAGAACUCUCCCUCCUGUCUCCCAGGCUCUGCCAUUUUCUCUAUUUCUAGUGUUAGACACACCUUGAGUGGUAUUUUCUGUGCACUGAAGCAAGCCUAUUUUUAAAAUAUUUAAGGAGAAGUACCUUAGUUCAUGCUUGUACUAUUUUCCUUUCUGUUGUUUAGCUUCGGUUGAAUUACAAGUUCUUUGUGCAUUCUUGAAUUUGCCUUAUUUUAUGUAAAAUCUAUCUCAUUCGGGUUUUGACAAUGAGUUGAAGGCAUUAGUGGUAUUCCUUACCUUCUUGUUACAUCUAGUUUUUCAAGUACUGAACUGUGAUUGUGACCAGGUAAUGUGCACUUUUUCUUGUAACUGUGGACAUUGCUAUGCUUUUUUCUUCUAGUGUUUCUAGAACUAUUGUUCCUUACAGUUACGUAAA
This is a messenger RNA of Mus pahari (shrew mouse), 5112 nucleotides long. RefSeq names its product nucleolar protein 4 (gene Nol4). The transcript is spliced from 11 exons. Lineage: Eukaryota; Metazoa; Chordata; Mammalia; Rodentia; Muridae. The record is from RefSeq and is a predicted model, not a curated record. The coding region runs from base 1673 to 3586 and encodes 637 amino acids.